AUGGAAGAGAAGGGAGCGCCGUCGCCGGCGUCCAAUUCUUCCACCACCACAACUUGCAGCAGCCGCAGCUCCGGCCCCGGCUCCCCCGUCGCGACAUCGUCGUCUUCCGACGAGUCGAGCGGCGGCAGGAAGCGGCCGCGGCAGGACCUGAAGCACCCGAGCUACCGCGGCGUGCGCAUGCGGACAUGGGGGAAGUGGGUGUCGGAGAUCCGCGAGCCCCGCAAGAAGUCCCGCAUCUGGCUCGGCACCUUCGACACCGCCGAGAUGGCCGCGCGCGCGCACGACGUCGCCGCGCUCGCCAUCAAGGGCUCCGCCGCGCACCUCAACUUCCCGGAGGCCGCGCACGAGCUGCCCCGCCCCGCCACCGCCGCGCCGGAGGACGUGCGUGCCGCAGCCGCGCUCGCCGCGUACAUGGAGGACCGCGCACCGGACGCCGAGGCUGCCCAAGACACGGACAAAGACGAGGAGCCAGCGCCGCCGUCACCGGCGCAGCCAUCGCCGGGUGACCACGCUCUUGAUCUCGCCCUCUUCGACCUGCCGGAAUUCCUGCACGAGUUCGGCUUCGCGUUGCCUCCGUCGACGCACGAUUUGUCCUGCUGGCACGACGACUUUCGGUUCGAGCCGGUGCCGCUGCUGCUCUGGGAGCACUGA
Messenger RNA from Lolium rigidum, 651 nucleotides. Its product is annotated as ethylene-responsive transcription factor ERF039-like. Gene Ontology annotation, molecular function: DNA binding; DNA-binding transcription factor activity. Gene Ontology annotation, biological process: regulation of DNA-templated transcription. NCBI's taxonomy places the organism in Eukaryota, Viridiplantae, Streptophyta, Magnoliopsida, Poales, Poaceae. Bases 1 to 651 code for a protein of 216 amino acids. The transcript has a single exon. The record is from RefSeq and is a predicted model, not a curated record.